CCAAUCUUGGGUUAGAUUCAAUACUCAAUCCUCAGGAGAACACAAGGCCAGCUUCCACACCUCUUUUCCCGCAAGAGCUGCUUUUGGGCUAUGGUGAUUCAAAGACAAACAUCAAAGAUGUUGCUGUAUCUUGUUUGGAUUCUUCUGGGCUUCAGUCUUGGUGCCCCUCCAACUGAUUUGGAUCUUGAAGCAUUUGGCCUGGAGAAUUAUGAUGACCCAGACUCAUGGGAUCUGCACUAUAAUUAUGAUGAUGAGCAUGAGGAGGUUGAGACAGUAGCUCCUCCUACAGCUCUCACUCCUCCACCUGCUGUGGUUGUUCCUGAAAACUAUGUGGAGGAAAUGACUCUGCCACCUCGUCCCACGAAAUCACCUGUUCCUUCAACUCUAGACUUCAAAGCACCAGGCCUGUUUGGACCUGACACAGGCUUAGCAGGGAUGCCCACAUGCCUUCUGUGUGUGUGUAUCAGCGGCAGCGUUUACUGCGAUGACUCAGAUCUGACUCAUAUUCCCCCUCUUCCCAAAGAAACCACACACUUUUACGCUCGCUUUAACAAGAUCACAGAGAUCAAAGCCGCAGACUUCAUCAAUCUCAAUCAGUUAAAACGGAUCGACCUUAGUGGAAACCAGAUUGGUAAAGUGAACGAGGAUGCUUUUCGUUCACUGCUUCAACUUCAGGAUCUCAUGAUGGCUGACAACAACAUCCAGGCUCUUCCUGAACUCCCAGCUUCCCUCAAGCACAUCGACAUCCGCAAUAAUAAGCUGAGGAGUUCAGGCAUGCAUGCUGAGGCCUUCAAGGAAAUGAAGGAACUUCAAUUUCUUUACCUGUCACACAACAAGUUAGACUACAUUCCCGUACCCCUACCCGAGAGCCUGCGAGUGCUCCACCUGCAGAACAACAACAUACAGAGCAUAACCCAAGACACAUUCUGCAACAGCCAUGACAAGAACUACAUACGGAAAGCCCUGGAGGACAUCAGGCUUGACGGCAACCCGGUGGACAUCAAUCUUUACCCCCAGGCAUAUUUCUGCUUACCACGAUUACCUGUAGGAACUCCAGUCUAAAACAGUGUCUCUCUCUUUUCAACAGGCUACGGAAUAAUAAUAUGAAGCGAGGAAUUGAAUUAGUUUAAAAUGUCACCCAAUCAAUAUCUAGGAGAAAGUUUUUAGCUUAAGUUUUCUUUUUGCAAGUCACUCUGUGCGUUAUGACUUUGCACUUUGCAGGAUGUACAAAUGUUUGUGUUCCAAAAUCUACUCCUUACCUACACUCAGAUGCUAACUAAAAUCCCAAUUUACAGAGCUCAGCAUAAUUGAGUACACCCUAUUUUGAAAAUCAAUAUUUUUAUUUAUUUCUCAGAGAAUGUGGGUAAUAUAUAUUGGUGCAUUUGAACAAAACAGGUUCAUUAAACAGAUAUAUUUAUUAAAAAUUAUUUUAGUCACAGAACAUCUUUAGAAAUGGAAAUAUAAUGCAGUUAAACUCGUGCAAAA
Molecule: messenger RNA, 1485 nt
Organism: Danio rerio (zebrafish)
Lineage: Eukaryota; Metazoa; Chordata; Actinopteri; Cypriniformes; Danionidae
Source: RefSeq, a predicted model, not a curated record